Messenger RNA from Aplysia californica (California sea hare), 1504 nucleotides. RefSeq names its product arrestin domain-containing protein 2. Gene Ontology annotation, cellular component: cytoplasm. The record is from RefSeq and is a predicted model, not a curated record. NCBI's taxonomy places the organism in Eukaryota, Metazoa, Mollusca, Gastropoda, Aplysiida, Aplysiidae. Gene Ontology annotation, biological process: protein transport.
GUUUACAUUGUGUACGCCAGGCUUGAAGGCUUUGCUUCAACACAUUAGGGACUAUGAUUCUCGUUGCCUUUAGCAUGGGCGGGGCGUAGUUUUGUUCUGUUUUGCAUUUCGUAUGUCGAAAUGAGAGCAGAAACGUUCAUCUUGACAUCACAUGUUGAAGGCCUAUUCAUAUUUCGACCUUAGAGAACGGUUUGGGGCAACUUGGGAAGACUCAUUUUAACAGCAGCAGCAGCAGCAGCAGCAGCAGCAACAACAGCGAAUAAUAAGGAGAAAUAGAAAAUUUGGACCUUAAUAAGAGUGUUUGCCUGAGGUCACACCAUGGGACAGCUGAAGACGUUUGAGAUACUUAUCAACAACGCUGAUUGUACUGUGGAGAGCGGCAACACACUGAAGGGACAGUUGGUCAUAGAGAACUCAUCAGACAUUGGAAUUAAAAGUAUUUCUGUCCAAUGCUUUGGGAAGUGUCAUGUUCAAUGGAUGGACGCAAAGAAUGCAGCACCGCUGGCGGAGAUCCAAAUCGGAGUGAGCCCAACCACCACGGGAGACGAAGUUUACAUGCACGAUGCUAAAGUUGUCUUUCCUCCUGAUGUCCGUUCCAACCACGACUUCUCCUCAACCCACAUUCUCAAGAAAGGCCAGCACACGUUCCCUUUCGCCUUCCCCGUUCCUGCCACAGCCCCCUCUUCUUACACCAGUGAGAACGGCUAUGUCAAGUAUGUGGUGCGUGCUGCCAUAGAGCGACUUUGGAAGACGGAGAGUAACGUCCGCACUUUCAAUGUACGCUCACCUCUUGACCUCAGCGAAGUAACAGAUGCUCAGAUCACAGAUUACAAGUCUGGUAUUUUCAAGCACAAAGUGGACAAAGUCAUAGCAAAAACUCGCGUUGACAAGGUGUCUGCAGGUGGCCAGCUCGAUUCAGUGUACAACGGAUUGAAGAUACCUCACAAUUCGCCACCCUCUCAUCUCCACGGCUGCAAGUACAUUCACGUCAGAUACGUAGUUGAGCUGCACGUGAAACCUGGUGUUUUGUCUGUGAAGAAGUUGAAGAUUGGUGGAAAGCUUGUGGUUGGUACAACUCAUCGACGUAUUCCCUUUGGAGUGGGUCUUCACAGAGUCUUUGAACCCCCACCCUCAUACGAUGAUAUCCCUCCCAGUUAUGAAGAGGCAAUGCGGAACAGGGUGAACGCAGUUCCGGAGACUAUCAGUGCCUGCCAAAGUACGCCUGCACCACAGAGUACAACAAACACUGCGGCUACUCGACAAAGUCGAAUCCCGUCGAUGUUACCUGAAACUCCAGUAGGACAGUACCGCAGCAACAGCUUACGGAUAUCUGUUCUCAAAAGGAAUUUGUUGAACCGCAGCCUGUCAGUGCCUCCAUCCUUAUCUUCAUCAAAGAGCAACGAAGCCGUACCUCACGAAAUGAGAAACUUAUUGUGUCGCAAUUGAAGCCAUGAUUACUCCACCCUCCCUCCCUCUCUCCCUUUCCCUCUUCCCUCCCCCCUGU